This is a messenger RNA of Diversispora eburnea, 522 nucleotides long. NCBI's taxonomy places the organism in Eukaryota, Fungi, Glomeromycota, Glomeromycetes, Diversisporales, Diversisporaceae. The record is from the annotation of a GenBank genome assembly.
AUGGAAACAUUUUUAAAUUCAAUUGUUUAUCAAAAUGUUCCCGCAUCAGAUAUUGAACGAGCAUUUGAACUUGAAUCUCAAGGAUAUCCACCUGAAGAAGCAGCAACUUUAGAAAAACUUGAAUAUCGUCAAAAAAAUGCUCCAAAAUUAUUUCUUGGAGCAUAUCUUCCUUCAAUUCCUUCUAAUAAUAAUAAUGAAUAUUUAAUUGGUUUUAUUGUUUCCACAUUAACGACUUCACAUUUUUUAACAGAAGAAUCAAUGUCUAAUCAUGAACCAGAUGGGAAAACUGUUUGCAUUCAUUCAGUGUGUAUUGAUAAACAAUAUAGAAGACGUGGAAUAGCAACUGAUUUAUUAAAAGAAUAUAUUGAGAGAUUAAAGAAUUUAUACAAGUAUGAAAGAAUUGUAUUAAUUAGUCAUAAACAUUUAAUUCCUUUAUAUCAAAAAGUUGGCUUCAUAUGUAAAGGUGAAAGUGAAAUUGUUCAUGGAAAUGAAAAAUGGUUUGAUCUUGUUCUUGAGCUCUAA